UUUAAUAGAAAUUCCACUAAAACCCCGUACAUAUAUCACCAUCUCCCUCGACAAAUCUCAACUGUUCAUCUACAGAUUCUCAGAUCCAACGGCUCAGGUGAUUCCAUACCCCACUUCUCAGUCAGUCCUCCCUAUAUAAACUCAAAAAUCGCCCGUUGCGUGUUGCAUACACACAACCACAGACAAACACACACACACACACAGAAGAGAGAGAGAGGGUAAAUCGGAAAAAAUGGUGUCGUUCGGUUCAUGGAUUAUGUCGAUCAAGGCGGUGCUUAUCUCCACCGGCGUCAUCGCCAUGGCUCUAUUGUUGAAGGUAUAUGUUCCGGUGGCCAUCGAUUUCUCUGUCUCGCGAGCUUCGAUCCUGUGGAGUUCCUUGCUCUUAUGGCUGAAACCUCCUUAUCUAUACUUCGUCACCAACGGCAUCAUCAUCACCAUUGCUGCUUCUUCGAAGUUCUACCGGAGCUCCAGCUACCGCGACGACGAUCAAGACGUCGAUGUCGUAUCCGGAAGCGGUAGCAUCCAGACAGGGCAGAUCUUCCACCAAAGUCCGCCUCGGCAGCUGGUAGUCAUGGCCGUGGAUUCGGCCACCGAUUUCGGUUUGGAGACGGACUCGCUGCCUCUGACUGUUGAGGAUGUGGAGGAAGAGUUAUCGACGGCUGGGACGGCGGUUGUGUAUGCAGAGGAGGAUGAGCUACCAGAUAUGCCGGAGGAAUCAUCGGCGGCGGCUGCAGAGGAGGAGGAGAAGAGAGUAGUGGUUGAGAGUUACGAUUUGAUCGCCGACGACGGAGAUGAAUUCGUGGCGCCGAUGCAGACGCCGGCAUUGAAAUGGAUGGAAUCGCCGGAGAUUGGAUCGGAGAAUCUUCCUCUGACGGAGAGACUUCUGCUUUCUGCAAGGUUAGGUCACCGGGAAACGGUCAAAUCAAGCCCAGAAGGAGGAGCAAGAGCGUUGAGGAAAGGGGCGAAGCCGAUGCGGCACGAGACGCUGGAGAAUACGUGGAAGAUGAUAAAGGAAAAGAAGUCAAUGCCGUUGACCAGGCAGUACAUGAAGUGUGUCACGUGGCAAAAUCAGGGCCGUGUGAUCUCGAACGCGGCGGAGUUCAAGAAGUCGGAGACGUUCAGGGACCGGACUAAUUAUUACCAGUCGUCGCCGGAGGAUACGACGAUGCCGAUGAUAGUGAGGAAGGAACCGUCACUGAGUCAGGACGAGUUGAAUCGGAGAGUCGAAGCGUUCAUCAAGAAGUUCAACGAGGACAUGAGGCUUCAGAGACUCGAGUCACUCAAGAAGUGCAAAGAGAUGGUCAGCCGACUCAGCCGUGGGACUUAGCCUUUUUUUCAAACAAGUAUUUUUUUUCUGGCUUUUACACAGAGAAAAAAAAUAACCAAAACAUAUUAAAAGAAGAAAAUU
Molecule: messenger RNA, 1408 nt
Organism: Tarenaya hassleriana
Lineage: Eukaryota; Viridiplantae; Streptophyta; Magnoliopsida; Brassicales; Cleomaceae
Exons: 2
Coding region: 233-1327 (364 amino acids)
Source: RefSeq, a predicted model, not a curated record